AUGGCUUCAGCCUGUCAAAAUCGCGUAGUAGCACUCGUGGUUCUCAUAGUGCUCACCAACUCGAGACUAGGUCUAGCAGCAGCGGAGCAGAAGCCAAUAGCGUCCUUCUUCGGCGAUCCGCACUUCGAGGGCGCCGAUGGCGUUCAUUUCCGAUUCACUGGCGUGCCCGGCGAGGCCUACUGCCUUCUCUCCGACUCCUCGCUGCACAUCAACAUGGAAAUGGCCGGCGACUCGGGGGUGCUCGUCGCCGGCCACUCGCUACAGCUUAGAGCGCGGCAAGGGUCAGACGCGUCGCUCGGCGACGGUUUCCUGCAGUCGAUUGUGCUAGACGACGUCGCCCAGCGAUUGUCGCCGUCGCACAUCCUAGAGAGCGACGACGGCGCGCUGAGAGUGCACCACGUGGGAGUUACCGAAUCCAACGGUGUGGAAACCGAGACUCUCAGAAUACAGUCCGGCGGCCGGCAAGGGGCGGACUUCCUUGUCCAUAUUAGGCCAGAGGCGGUCGACCGGCAAUCACCAGCGGACGCGUUUGUGCAUUUCUCGGUGGAGGUUUUAUCUGGGGGAGGGUUGACCGACCCGCACGGCGUGAUGGGGCAAACCUUCCGGAGUUCCCAGAAGGAGCGAUCGUUCGCGGUAAGCCUGCAGUGGAGCCGCGACGCGCAGGCGUGGGAGGUGGCAGGAGAUAACGGCGACGGCUAUCUUGACGGCUCCGUCGAGAGCUACCGGUCGUCCAGCCUCGUCGCCGCGGAUUGCGCGUUCUCGCGGUUUAAGGCGGCGGAAGGAGUCGCCGGCGCGCGGAGAGAGGAGGGCGACGGGUCGUGGGCGGUGGCGGAGAUGAUGGCGGAGGGGGAGGAGGCGGAAGGGGCGGGGGAUGUAGGUCCGGGGAUCGCGAGUGCGGUCGGGCGCAGGCUGCUGGGCGAGAGAAGACUCCGCGAGUGA
Closterium sp. Naga37s-1 is the source of this 939-nucleotide messenger RNA. The record is from the annotation of a GenBank genome assembly. NCBI's taxonomy places the organism in Eukaryota, Viridiplantae, Streptophyta, Zygnematophyceae, Desmidiales, Closteriaceae.